Coregonus clupeaformis (lake whitefish) is the source of this 2261-nucleotide messenger RNA. RefSeq lists its product as uncharacterized. Gene Ontology annotation, molecular function: aspartic endopeptidase activity, intramembrane cleaving. The transcript has 17 exons. The record is from RefSeq and is a predicted model, not a curated record. The coding region runs from base 146 to 1753 and encodes 535 amino acids. Gene Ontology annotation, cellular component: cytoplasmic side of endoplasmic reticulum membrane; lumenal side of endoplasmic reticulum membrane; lysosomal membrane. Gene Ontology annotation, biological process: membrane protein proteolysis. NCBI's taxonomy places the organism in Eukaryota, Metazoa, Chordata, Actinopteri, Salmoniformes, Salmonidae.
GAGGAACAGGAAGUGAAUGGCUAACUCUGAAAACGAUUAUGCGAGUACAAUAAAAGGGACGAUGUUGAAACUAGUGUCGUGCCAAAUCACAGAUUAGCGUUUUCUUUCUGAACACGAUUUUUACUCAAUCACGGAUGUUACCGACAUGGCAAAAACUCCGUGGAUUAUUAUUUUAUCAGUCAUUCUCCUGUCAUCUCAGGUGAACUGUCAAGAGGCAAUCUUGCACAUCUCAAAUGGAGCCACAGAUAAAGAAUACUGCCUGGUCUACAACUCCUUAUGGACCAACCUGUCACUCUCCCUCAGCGCUGCUACGGCGUAUCCCCUGGUGAACCUGUCCUCCAGCCUACUUUGUAGCUCUGCAGGGGUGAGCCCGGCCACAGUGAGGGGCAAGGCGGUGGUGGUCAUGAGAGGGAAGUGUACCUUUAACCAGAAGGCUCUGGUAGCCCAGGACCUGGGGGCUGCCGCUCUGAUCGUUGCCAGCAAUACAUCUAUGAGUCCCCCGGCAGCCAAUGUGACAGAGGAUGAGAAGGUCCAGAUUCCGCUGGCUCUGAUGAGAUACAGGGACUUCCUGGACGCACAGAAUGUGUUUGGUGAGGAGAUGCAGGUUAGGCUGUAUGCCCCGGCGGUGCCUGUGUUUGAUGCCAGCAUUGUGGUCAUGCUGCUCAUAGGAGUAGUGACUGUUGCUCUGGGAGGCUACUGGAGCGGAGCCUGUGAGAGAGAGAGGCUGAGUGCAUCUCGAGGAGGAGGGGGAGGGGGAGGAGAGGAGAAGAGUGACAGUGGGGACUUGGCUCUGCACUCUCCCCUGAAGGUGGUCAUCUUUGUAGCGCUGAUGUGUCUGAUGCUGGUACUCAUGUACUUCUUCUACAAGUACCUGGUGUAUGUGAUCAUCGCCAUAUUCUGCCUAGCGUCUGCCACCGCCCUCUUCAGCUGUCUGGACGCCCUGUUGGACCUGGCCAAGUGUAGCCCCAUGAGUGUGACGGUCCUGGGUAGGAGUGUAUCCGUGAGGUCGGUGCUGCUGUCUGCUGUGUGUGUCACCGUAGCCGUGGUCUGGGGAGUCUACAGGAACGAGGACAGGUGGAUCUGGAUCCUGCAGGACCUCCUGGGUGUGGCCUUCUGUCUCAACUUCCUGAAGACCAUCUCACUGUCCAACUUCAAGAUCUGUGUGAUCCUGUUGAGUCUGCUGCUGCUGUAUGAUGUAUUCUUUGUCUUCAUCACUCCUCUGUUCAUGCCGAAUGGGGAGAGCAUCAUGGUCCAAGUGGCCAUGGGUCCAGACGCAGCAGGAGAGAAGGGUAACACGGUGGAGGUGCCAGCCGAACCCUCGACUACAUAUGAGAAACUCCCGGUAGUGAUGCGUGUUCCACGGUUCUCUUCAUGGGCACAGAACCUGUGUGGCAUGCAGUUCUCCAUCCUGGGCUAUGGGGACAUUAUCGUACCAGGUCUUCUGGUGUCCUAUUGCAGCAGGUUUGAUGUGUGGGUCAACAGCCCCAAGAAGAUCUACCUUUUCUGCUGCUGCAUAGCCUACCUGUGUGGUAUGGUUGUGACGUUUGCGGUGAUGUUGGUGACUAAGAUGGGGCAGCCAGCCCUGCUCUACCUGGUUCCAGUCACCCUGCUGGUAUCUGCUCUGCUGGCCUGGAGGAGAGGGGAGAUGAGGCAGUUCUGGAACGGGACCACGUACGAGGUGUUGGACUCCACCAGGGAACCCUUACUGCCAGAUGGAACACCUGACUAUGACAGCAGAGGAGGAAAGUGCUGACUACAGCUGAUCCAGGAGCCAACCAACAAACCAACUGCUGGGGCUCUUUUCUACUCUUCAAAUCAAGCAUCUAGUUCAUCAUCCAUGGGAUGCAAGGGAAAUACUAUAGCUAGUCUAUCAAUCAAUACAGAUUUAUACUGGGGAAAUGUAGUGGGGAGGGGUUAGGGGUAUGGGUUGAUUGGACAGUGAGACAGUUAAUUUGAGAGGCUUACUAGUGGCUGAGAAUGCAGUGUGUUCAUAUUAUGGGGUGUUUGAGGAACUAUAAUAUUAAAAUGAUGCCUAAACUGUAUUGCCUUGGUAACCGAUACAAGUGAUUUAUUGAGAAAGCACUUUAAUACUUAUGUUAGCAGGUUUGUGGGUUUUUUAAAGUGAAAGUUAAACUGUAGAUGAAGUUAGAUUUUUUUUUAAUAACUGCUGUUCUGGGGUUUUCUGUAUAACUUGUUUGUAUUAUUGAGAAACACAAGCUUUGAUUGCUUUUGUUGCCUUAAAUUAGUCCAUUCUGAUUUCA